AUGAAAAAGAACUUCAAAUUUUAUGCUAGAUUAGUUCUAUUUUUAAUUAAACUCUUAAAAACUAAAAAAUCUUAAAAUUAAUAAUCAUCAGAAUAAUAACAUACUAAACAUAACCACUAAGAAAUAGCUAAAGACAUAGCAGGUGCAACCCUUUCAGGAGCAACAGCUGUAUGUGCUACACAAGGAAUAAUAUCUGCUCUAGGAUUUUCAUCAGCAGGUAUUGCUGCUAAUAGCAUAGGAGCUACGAUGAUGUCAUCUGCAGCUAUAGCUAAUGGAGGAGGAAUUGCAGCAGGAUCUUUAGUUUCUAUACUUUAAACUGCAGGGGCAGUAGGUUUAGGACCUGUUAGUAUUGCUAUUUUUCUAGGGGGAUCAGCUGUAUAUGGAUUAAAUAAAUUAUUUAGAAAAAUGUGA
Ichthyophthirius multifiliis is the source of this 411-nucleotide messenger RNA. RefSeq lists its product as hypothetical. The transcript has a single exon. Gene Ontology annotation, biological process: apoptotic signaling pathway. Gene Ontology annotation, cellular component: membrane; mitochondrion. The record is from RefSeq and is a predicted model, not a curated record. Lineage: Eukaryota; Ciliophora; Oligohymenophorea; Hymenostomatida.